Alosa sapidissima (American shad) is the source of this 5200-nucleotide messenger RNA. RefSeq names its product HMG box domain containing 3 (gene hmgxb3). The record is from RefSeq and is a predicted model, not a curated record. The transcript has 22 exons. The coding region runs from base 309 to 4085 and encodes 1258 amino acids. NCBI's taxonomy places the organism in Eukaryota, Metazoa, Chordata, Actinopteri, Clupeiformes, Clupeidae.
ACCAAUUCCUGCUACAAACAACAGCAGAAACGCUUUCACGUGUUUAAAACGUGUCACACGAUUGGCUGAUGCUGAUUCAUUCUGUCACAUGAUUGGUUGUCAACCUUAGCAACAGAGCGCCAUUUUAACGAAAUCCUGGAGAAGUACGAAGACGAAAAGAGAGUCUUUCUGAAUUAUUAUAAGAGCUUCUAACAUAGUCAAAUUCGACGAAUAGACCAAACAUAUCAUGCUUUGAUCAUUUCAAGUAUAUCUGAUCUGACGUUUAGCUGGACUGGGGAGUAUUACAAUUGCAAACCAGGGUGGUGGAGAUGGAGGCUGUGUUUGAGGACGCGGAGGUAAGGCUGGAGGAGGAGGUGGAGAGCUGCUACUCCUCGCUGGAGGUUCCUUCACCCAAGAGGAGGAGAAAGCCCAAAGGCCACGCAGAACGUCUCGACAAAACAAAGAAACCCAGGUCAGCGUAUCUGCUGUACUACUUUGACGUGCACCAGCGUCUCCAGCAGGAGCACCCGGACUUGCCGCAGUCGGAGAUUAACAAGCGCAUCAGCGAGAGCUGGAGGAGGCUCAGCGUGGCCGAUAAGGCCUUCUACCUGGACCGGGCCUUGAUGGAGCGGGACGGACUCACGCAGAGAGCCGUCUCAGCUGUUGCGUCCCAGGAUGUUCCGGGGUUCCGGAGGAUUCUCCCGCGGGCGAGCUUUGUGCUGCUGCCGAAAGGCGGCGUGCUGGACGAGCAGGUGGCCGGGGCAGUGGAGGUGUGUGUGGACGCCGGCGGCGAGUCUCCGCUAUUCUCUCCGAUGGCGCUGGGCAGCGAGGUGGAGCUGGCCGAGCAUAGCGUCGCCAUGGAGAUGCCUAGGGAUGACACAGCUGCGGCCGCCUCUGUCGCUGUGGCAACGCUGCCUCAGCCACACACUCUCACACACACGCCGGCCAGCUGCCCCAUCAAAGAGCAGGAGGCUACACACACGACUGCAGUUGGCAUGGCGAUGGAGGAGGGGCUGUUGAAGACAGACUCCACCCACCUGGUGGCCAUCAUACCCAAUCAGAACGUUCUGGAGAGCAAGGUCAUGACCCCCGCCAGCUCCGUGCUCAUGCUGCCCCUCAUGUCCAGCGUGGACUCCGCCCCCAAGCCUCCCGUCAAACUGUCCAUCAAGUACACCCGGAGAGGGAGGGGCAGUUGCCACACGCCCGGCUGCCCUUUCACCUACGUCACACGGCACAAACCCCCCCUCUGCCCGCUGUGUGGGCUUCACCUGGGGGGCAAGUGGAUCGCUGUGGGGAAGAGAGACUCCGAUAAAGCAGGUGCGCUGCCUGGCAACGACAAGCCAUCACCACGGACACCACAGAAGGACCCUCCCCCUCCCUCCGCACCACACCCAGAAGAGGCAGAGCCUCCCGCCCAUCUGAACUCUACAGCGAAAGCUAACGCUAAGGAGCACCAGACGAUCGUCCGGUUGCCGCGGGAACGGCGGGCACCCACCCAACCACCAGAGGUUGCUGGCACGGAGAGUGUGGAGCAGAACGCCACGAGUGCCAGCACUUCCCACGCGGGCACCAGGACUGGCACGGACACGAGGCCUGACACAGCUGCUGAUGGUGCUGAGGGGGGUGGCAGGAAAACCUCCAGUGGUCGUGCUCGAGGUAGAGCCAGAAGUGCGGGUGCUGGACAGAAGCGUCCCGUGAGAGCAAUACUGCCAGCUCCCACCAAAGCAGUUCCUUCCCCAGCUACUGUAGUGCAGUUUAUCACUGUCCCUCCUUCCAACAAGCCCAAGAUUGAAGUUAAGAACAGCAGCACCAUUAAAACAGUAAAAGUCCCCUGUGAAAUCUCUGGUCUAAAACCCAGUACACUGAAACAGCUUGGGCACGCUCUACCUCCCCCAACCCCAGAGCAGAAGCCUGCGUCCCGUAUGACCAGUGGUCAGUUUAUCAUCACAGAAAACAGCCUGAAGAUGCUGUCCAUGGUUCCCUUCAAGCAAAACACUGGUGCCAACCUGGACUUGGGUCUGUCGACGGCACGUGGCCGUGGUCGCUGUAAGAACCCUGGAUGUGACUAUGUGUACAAGAACCGUCAUAAGCCCGCCCACUGCCCCGCCUGUGGCUGGGAACUCAGCAAGAACCCCGCACGCAAGAGCAAAGCUACGGUUGCUGAGGACUGCAGAGUUGAUGCAGAGUGUGUGUUAGACCCAUACACUCCGCUGACUGCAGCUCAGAGAGACGUCCAGAGACAGAACACACUCCAGUUGCUACGGCAAUGCCUACAGAUUCCAGAGAGUGAGGGAGAACUUCAGGAUACACUCACACUCAUUCAGGAGCUCAACAACACACAGGUGGUAGUGUCCUCUACAGAUGAGCAGCUGAGUGCCCAGCUCCAGAGCAGUUGGCCGCGUUUCUACGAGUCGCCCGCAGAACACUGCAGCCUCUGCCAGUUCCCUCUGUUUAAGGGAGGACAGAGCUCUGUUGCAGGGCAGGAGGACUGCUGGUUACUGACUGAGUCUCAUCUGCAGACAGCCUCCAUUCAGCUGAAGAUUUGCACCAACACACAGUGCCUGGCCCUACACAGCCUCAUAGAUAUACACCCAGGUCUGUUUAAUGUGGGGAAUAAGCUACUAGUGAGUCUGGAUCUGUUCUUUAAGAUCCGUAACCACCUCAGACUGGGUCACGAUCCAGCACAAGCUGCUGUUGCCAUAUUGCAGAACGUCCAGAACCAACCAGUGAGUACGCUGAGUGGGUGUGAGCUGUCGGAGCUCGUGUCGUUGGUGCUGGCUGGCUACUGGGCGUUUGAGAGCCUGACGCUGCGCGACUACAACGACAUGAUCUGUGGAGUGUGUGGCGUCGCACCCAGGGUGGAGAUCGCUCAACGCAACAGCAACAACACACUACUGCUGCGUAAUGUAGAGUUCACGUGGCCUGAGUGUGCCGUGUCUGACGAGGUUCAGGUGGAUGACUUCUGGCUGACGAUGGAGAACGAGGCGCUGGAACAGGCCGCCUUCCCCUCCAGCCCGCCAAUCACACGCUUCGACGCCUCCAUCAUCGCACCCUUCGUCCCGCCCCUCAUGAGGGCAGCUGCCGUCAUCAACACAGAGAAGGACAAGAGUAACACACACAGCCCCGCAGGGGACCCCUCCACUCUGGUGCGCUUGAUCCAUGAGGGUCAUCUGAAGCCAGAGCAGAUGCAUGAACACACACCAGUGGAACUGCAGAGUGUGUUAGAGUGCUGUGGAGCUCCCACAUCACCCAACAGCACCAAGGUACAGGAGGAGUUGUUGGAGAGUGUAUGUUCCCUGUACACACACAUCCAGAGUGGCCAGCUGACCGGUCCUCCUCCUCCCUCUCACCUGACUGCAGGCAGACUUAGUAAAGUCUGUCCUCACCAGGUGGUGUGUGGCAGUAAGUAUCUUGUGCGGACUGAGAGUGCGCGGGACCACGUGGACUUGCUGGUGUCGUCGCGCUUCUGGCCAGUGGUGUAUGUGGCGGACUGUGGCCAACAGGUGGCGCUCUGCACAGAGGCACUGUACCCUCCCCUGGCACGCAGCAUGUGGGGGGGCAGGCAGGCCGCACUCAGCCACUCUCUGGACACACAGCAGCCGGUGUUGUGUGAGGAGCUGCAGGAGCACCUCCAGAACUCUGACCCGGCGCUGUUGGACACGUCCAGUUUGGACUCCUCUCCUCUGCACCCCCUCACACACUCCGCCUCUCGCUGGGUGCUGCAGCCCCCGACACACGCACACCCACACCCACACACACACACACACCCACACACACACACACACACACACCGCUCCACAGACGCCUGCUCUGCGCUGCAGCCCUACCUCAACUCCGUCCAGGAGGAGGGCUCGGACGAGGACGCCACUGCCCCGGGUGCCCUGCGGGACCAGGAAGUGACCUUUGAGAACGCGGCGUUCUACUUCCUGUACAACCGUCUGCUGGACUUCCUGUGGAGCCGCGAAGUGGUGAACGGGCAGAUCUCCGAGGUGCUGCAGAACUGCGGGCCGGGAGAGGUGGUGAUCAGGGACGCCCUCUACAGGCUGGGAGUGGCACAUAUCAACACCCAGCACGAGGACACGCAGGAGGAGCAAACGCACGAGUGAGAGAGAGAUGGAGGGAUGCACAGAGAGGAGAGAGAGAGAGAGAGAGAGAGAGAGAGCCAGGGUGAGUGAUGGGGAGAGAGAGAAUAGUGAUGGAGAAAGAGAGAGAGAAAGACCCAGGGUGAGUGAUGGAGAGAAAGAAAGAGAGAGAAGAAUGAUGGAGAGAGAGAGAGAGUUAUGUACAGUAACACAAUACACAAGGAACCACAUAGACAGAGUGAGAGAAAAUGUGAGUGUGAGUGUGAGUGUGUGUGUGAGUGUGUGUGUGUGUGAGUGAGUGAGUGUGAGUGAGAAGGAGAGAGGGUAAGAGAGAGGAAGAGGUGUGUUUUCAUGCAGUUGUUCUGAGGGCCCUGAAGAGAUUACUCAGUAGAAUGAAAUGCUGCCCUCUAUCUGUGGAGCGGGAAACAGCAACUCAUACCUGAGGACGUGUGUGUGUGUGUGUGUGUGUGUGUGUGUGUGUGUGUGUGUGUGUGUGUGUGUGUGUUGCGUGUUGCAUAGUAUCUGCUGUUGAAAAGGCGAAAGUGGAAGGGAGAGUAAUUCCCCUCUGUGGCCAGCAGGUGGCGGUACAGCACUGUGAGAUGUACGUGAGUGAGGCAGUGGUCAAUAUGCGGGAGGGGUGUGUCAUUUGUGUGUGUGUGUGUGUGUGUGUGUGUGUGUAUUUAACUAUAUUUAAGUGUGUUUGGAAACCUGACUGUGUAUUAUGUUGAACACAUGAAUUUUUGGUGCUUUUACAGACACAUAACUUAACACAACCAGCAGAUAAUUAUCAUAUUUGUUUGUGUGUUUUAUAGAAUAUUCAUAUUCAGGGGUUAUCGUUAUAUUACAAGUGGCCUGUAACUGAAAGUGCUGGUGUGUGUGUGUGUGUGUGUGUGUGUGUGUGUGCGUGUGCGUGUGCUAUUAUGUGUGUUAAUAUUUUAACUAAUAAUGUACAAUAUACAGUACUCUGCCCUCUGAAUGUAAAGAUGAACUUUGAUCUCUGAAAUUGCCUACAUUUGUGUGCUUCUGUGUGUGUGUGUGUGAGAGAGAGAGAGAGAGAUUAGAUCAUAUAAAUGUCUUGUCUUGGAUGUUGCAUCAUAUUGAAGACGCUUUUGUGGUGAAAUAAAUUAAAGGUGAAUCUG